Molecule: messenger RNA, 3196 nt
Organism: Salmo salar (Atlantic salmon)
Lineage: Eukaryota; Metazoa; Chordata; Actinopteri; Salmoniformes; Salmonidae
Product: Krueppel-like factor 4
Biological process (GO): regulation of transcription by RNA polymerase II
Molecular function (GO): DNA-binding transcription factor activity, RNA polymerase II-specific; RNA polymerase II cis-regulatory region sequence-specific DNA binding
Source: RefSeq, a predicted model, not a curated record
GGGCGGUUGCUCAGCAACGCGAAGGCGUGUCCACCAGCGAUGAUUUAAGCCGUAGGAAACCCUUGCUCGCUGUCACUUUGUCAAUUCAGUCUGUUCUCUAGUCCCUGCAUGGAAGUGGAAUUGCUAGGGGACGAGGGAAUCCCCCUAUAGUGUCGCCUCACUCCUGAUGAAUUUGCAUCAACGUUACCAAGCUUGGUUUUAUCGGUCUCCGUUUGCCUGUUCCAUUCGCUGCGUCCACAAGCAUGGCUUGGAGUGAAGUAUAGCGCCACAUCAUCUCGGACUGUCAACCCGUGAAGAAUAAACAACUGAUGCUGUACAACAAACGGUGUAUUUAUCAGAAGAAAUUCAUCAGAGGAACCAGGCAACCACCAAGUGACUUCGACAAUAUGGCAUUGAGCGGGACGCUUUUGCCAUCCAUAUCCACAUUUGCAAGCGGCCCGAAUGUCAAGAAUAAAUCCAUGGGACAUGCGAAUUUGAGAUGGAAGGAGGAUAUCUCCACUGUCAUGACCAAGAAAGAGGCUGAAGAUCUGGACCUACUAGACUAUGACUUUAUCCUGUCCAACACUAUGCUACAACAGCAGGCUGAGGCCAUGGCAGCAAGUGGGUCCCAGAACCUAUCCCCUUCCCCGGGCUCGUACUCAUCCUACCAGCUCCCCUCUCCCCAGGACUCUGCCCACAGUGACAUGCUGUACACCAUCCCUGACAUCAGCGACGUGUCCCCCUCUGGGGGGUUCGUGGCCGAACUGAUGAGGCCUGAACUGGACCCAGCAUACCUCCACCCCACCAGCCUCCAUGGCAAGUUUGUGGUGAAGACCACCAUGGAUAUGGCAGAAUACGGCCAAAGCAUUAAUGUGAUUAGUAAGGCCGGUGUAGGUGUCAGUGCUGCCACGGACUCCUCCCCCUCCUCCUUGCCGUUUGUUUGUCAUAUGAUAAAGCAGGAGAACCCCAGCAUGUGCACCAUCACCCAACCCAUGGAUCUCCACCUUGGGGGGGUGAACUCACACUCCCAGCCCAGGACUGGACAGAGGCCUCACCUCGACCCCCACGGUUUCUCCCCAGGGGGGCGUCCUAUGACAGCCAGCCGAUCAGCCUCAUCUCUGUCUCCGGACCACCACCCUUCCAGCCAGGUGUUAUCCCACCCCCAGAUCCCUCUGCCUGGCCAGGGCUACCACCACAGCUCUCCGACGGGCUACUCGCCCUUCCCUCAACAGCCUGGGUCUCUACGGUACCAAGAGCUUUUGUCCCCUGGCGGAGAUUGUCUACCGGAGGAGCCCAAACCCAAACGUGGCCGGCGCUCCUGGCCCAGGAAGAGAAUCGCCACACACACGUGUGACUACGCCGGCUGUGGGAAAACAUACACCAAGAGCUCCCACCUCAAAGCACAUCACCGAACACACACAGGAGAGAAGCCUUAUUGCUGUGACUGGGAGGGCUGCGGCUGGAAGUUUGCCCGUUCAGACGAGCUCACACGGCACUACAGGAAACACACCGGGCAUCGCCCCUUCCAGUGUGCCAAGUGUGACAGGGCCUUCUCAAGGUCCGACCACCUGGCUCUACACAUGAAGAGACACCUAUGAGACGCUCACUGGACACCAUGGACCAAGACUAAAAUACUAUAAAUAUUAUUACACAGCGACCUGAACUUGUGACUUACAAAAAAAAAACAUUGCCUUCUAGCCAUCCAUUGUCAAAGCACCAAUACAAGCUGUGUGUUUCCUGGUAGUGUUACACUCUCAAGGGUCCAACCCGAUGACUAAAGACUGUUCUUUGUCCAUCUAUGGGCUUGUGAUCUGACAUUUGACAAGACCCCUCAGAACAACCUCUUUUGUGGGACAAAACUGGAAUUGCUCAUCUAUUUAUCGACAAAACCUGGAGGACUAGGUGCUAACGUAUGACUGGAAACGUAUCAGAGAUUUACAGGGACAGCCCAAGCCACUAAGCGACCACCAUUUUUUUUUUUUAUUGUCUGAAGAUUAUGAUCAUUUUCCCUAACAUGUAAAUUGCCUUUCACAUACUAACGGGGGAGGAAUCAGAAAGAUCACAUACUAACGGGGGAGGAAUCAGAAAGAUCACAUACUAACGGGGGAGGAAUCAGAAAGAUCACAUACUAACGGGGGAGGAAUCAGAAAGAUCACAUACUAACGGGGAGGAAUCAGAAAGAUCACAUACUAACGGGGAGGAAUCAGAAAGAUCACAUACUAACGGGGGAGGAAUCAGAAAGAUCACAUACUAACGGGGGAGGAAUCAGAAAGAUCGCAUACUAACGGGGGAGGAAUCAGAAAGAUCACAUACUAACGGGGGAGGAAUCAGAAAGAUCACAUACUAACGGGGGAGGAAUCAGAAAGAUCACUACUGGAAUUAUUUACAUUAUAAGUCAAAACUUUCUCAGAGCAGAGCUCAACUUGCCCGACUGCUAUAAAUGCCAUACAUUAUCUGUCUUUCAGUCAGAUAAUGGGGAGGAACCAGAAAGAUCAGUUUCAGGCUACUGGAAGUCUUAGCGGUUUGGUUGUUUUCACUGCAACAAUGGGUCAACCUCAGAGCAGGCUCAACUUGCGCGACUGUUCAGUUCACUUGACCCUGGCCCUUAAUGUCAUUCCCUGUAUUGGUUAUCAGGGAAACAAGAAACGCAGACAGAACACAGAAGUGACGGAACACAUCCUAAGAGGCCUUCUAUCUAUUCAAUCAGAAACAGUCCAUUUGUCUUUGUGAAGUUCAUACUGUUCAACAUACUGUAUUAGACAUUUAUAUUUAUAUUACUCUAUUCUUCCAAGCCAUUGACUUCAGGUACACAUUAAAUGUAUAUGUUAUAGGAUGGUGCUCAAAGACUUUACUAUAUUAAAAGGUACCAAAGAAUUUGAAAAAGAAAACAGAUGAGAGUAUGGAAGUGUGGUGGUCUUGUCUGUGAGUUUCCUGGAGACCUCUCUCCUUCCACAAUUUGACUUUAAUCAGGUGAAUUACUUUGCUCCUCAUUGGUGAUGGCAAUCUCUCAACGCGCUGUGGUCGCAAAGUGCAAUAAUGUUAUAUGAGACAUUCAUAUUCUUUUUCUAAAGAAAUUAGUAACUCUGAACAAAGUUUUUUUUGUUUAUAGACAAAAUAUGUUAUAUAAUCUUAAAUGUUGUACAUUUGUAAAUAAAAUGCUUUUGAAUGUUUUGUAUUGUCUUUUACAACAUAAAGAAUAAAAUAUAUUUGAAAUUAA